GAUUAUAGUAAAGUGCUGCUGGUCCGGCUGACAGCUCGAUGAUCGCGUUGUGGUGCUUUGGCUGAGGAGCUGCGCGCAGCAUGGGCACCGGGGAUUACAUAUGCGUAACGCUGCGAGGUGGCGCACCCUGGGGAUUCUACCUGCGAGAGGGAGAGGGGGACACCUACAGACCUUUUUUAGUCUCCCAGGUAGAAGAAGGUGGUCGUGCCUUCCAGGCUGGAGUGCGGGAAGGUGACGAGCUGGUGUCAAUCAACGGAGAGCCGUGUGCUGAUCUCACCCUUUUACGAGCCUUUGCCCUCCUCGACGCAUCAAUUGACUGUCUGCAAAUGCUUGUCAAAAGAUACUGCCCCACCCCCUGUGAAGACCAUGAAUCAGAGGAGACGUACUGCGGUGAGAGGGACUCUUCUGGUGAGGCUUUGGAGAGCACCACCCUCCACAUCUUCUCCCCAAGGCACAGGUCCCAAAGCCCAAGAGUACUCCACAUAUCUGAGUCUCAGGAUGAGGCCUACUAUGGUGAGUUGGACAGCAUCACAGAGUUCCCCAAGGGAGCCCAACUGCUUUGCACCCAGCUGCAUGCUCCCUCAUCUGGUGAUCGGAGAGGCCGGAAGCCUGUUUUUAAAGACAAUGAUGAAGAAGUACGGCGGUGCUUCUCCCCUGGGGACAUGGUCGAGCUCCAGGUGUCCCUGUCUGAACAAAACUUGGACGACGUGGGCUGCACCUCUCUUGGGAGUGCCCAAGGGAUCCAGGGAGAGCUUUCAAACAGAGAGGUCAUUGAGACGAUCCACGCCACCAAAACCACCACCUCACACUAUGUGCCGUGCUCUGUCAGAGAACCGCUCGGCCAGCAUGGAGUCGUGCUCAGCUCACCUUCGAUGCUGGGGCAGGUGGAGGUCAUUUUGCAGCAGCCAGCAGCAUCAGGAGCAGGGAGGGGCAUCCUGAGUGUGGGUGGCCCCAAGGUCAGUGGAAGUGUUGGAUCCCAAAGCGAAGGAGAAGAAGGAGGAGGGAACUGCGAGGGAGUUCCUGGGUCUUUUACUGUCUCAUUUGGAUUUCCCUCUGAAGAGGAGACACCAGCAGAAGAGCAGGACUCUGAUUGUGAGGGGGGUCAAGACAAACCCAACAAGCACCGGGCAAGACACGCAAGACUCAGGCGUAGCGAGAGUCUGUCUGAGAAGCAGGUGAAGGAGGCCAAGUCCAAAUGUAAACGUAUUGCUCUCCUUCUUACGGCUGCGCCGCCCAACCCCAACAACAAGGGGGUGUUGAUGUUCAAAAAACAUCGGCAGAGGGCCAAGAAAUACACACUUGUGAGCUACGGCACAGGAGAAGACGAACCAGAGGACAGUGACGAAGACGACGAGGAAAACGACGACGACAAACAAGAAACCCACACUGUUGAAUUUACCCUUGUGGCUCCCAACAAUUCUGAAAUAGACAAGCAUUUCCUUGCUAAUGCCCAUAGUAGCAAAGGUGUGCUAACUUUCAACUGGGACAGGGGUCUCCUUGAGAUUGAAAAGAACCUGAACAACCAAGCAGAGAUGGAAUGUUUACCUGAAACAAAGGGCAAGGGUGCCCUAAUGUUUGCCCAACGGCGUCAAAGGAUGGAUGAGAUUUCUGCUGAACAUGAGGAGCUUAGGCGCCAUGGGAUUCCAGUGGAAGGAGUGCCAGAGGCUGAAAAAAAGAUAGCGGAGCACUCCUACAUGCAGUCCACAACAGAGGGCCAUGCUUACAUGGAUGUAAAUAUACACCAACAAAGCCAACAGCAACAACAGUACCAGCAAUAUCGGGAGCAACAAUACUAUGAACAACAACAGAACUACCAACAACAACAACAACAACAACAAUAUCAACAACAGUAUCAGCAGCAGCAGCAGCAGCAGUAUGAACAACAGCAUUAUCAACAACAGCAACUGUAUCAGCAGCAGCAAGAAUAUCAUCAAGAGCAGCAGCAGAUGCAGCACUAUUCUUCAAACAUCAAUGGCACAGUCCAACAUCAAACCAGUGAAAUGCAGAGUUCUUUCAGCAAUCGUGCUGCAAAGCCUUUCUCAAUAGAAAACAUGGCGGAUACCCCUUAUUCACCUGCAAUGAGUGGGACCAAUCAAGAUUCUGCGGGCCAAGGGGAGCAGAUAGCUUCCCGUGAUGAGCGUAUUUCUACCCCUGCAAUUAAGACUGGCCUUUUGAUGGAUGCAAGGAGAAGAAAUACUGGCAAGCCUAUGUUCACUUUUAAGGAAGCACCAAAAGUAUCACCUAACCCAAUAUUGCUAAACCUCCUCAACAGAAGUGAUAAGAAGUUGGGCAUUGAGUCAGGACCUGAGGAAGACUACCUUAGCCUUGGGGCUGAGGCUUGUAAUUUCCUCCAGUCUCAACGAGUUAAACACAAGACUCCUCCACCAGUGGCUCCAAAGCCUGUGAUCAACCCCAACUCUCCUCCGUGGUCCCCACAGAUAGAAGUGACCAACCAGGACAUGCCUCAACAAGCUGAAAAUAGUGUAGCCACACCUGCUGUAGCCCCCACCACUUUGACUACCCCUGCUCCAGAACUAGAGCCAACCCCUGCACCUGCCCCUGAUCCCUCUGCCCCUCCUGCCCCUCAGGAGACUCCUGCCAGCAACCCCACAGAGGAACAGCACACAUGGACUCUCCCAGAGUCUGAAUCUCGACAACAGGCUAUGCAAGUGACAGCUCAGGAGGAAAGUGGUCAUAUGAAUUCUACCCUGCAGACUGAGCCUGCUCCUGUGACUAGCUGGGCAGCAGCACAAACACAAGCACAACAACAGCCAUCUACCAAUUCUUGGCAUCCAGCUCAAGUACACCCCCAGGAACCACCUCCAAAUCAGACCCAAUCACAGCCACCUUGGGUGACAAGUCAGCCUUCUCAGACCCAAGCACAGCCUCAACCUCCCAGAAAUACUUGGACCCCUCCAAUGCAGACAUCCUGGAGUCAGCCUCAAGAGCAAGCUCAAGCUCAGACACAUGCUCAGCCAUCCUGGUCCCAGCCUCAAGAGCAACCACAGUCUCAGCAACAGGUUCAGCCACCCUGGAUACACUCUCAUGAGCAGCCAAAUCUGCAGCAAAUGCAGCCAACUUGGGGUCAACCUCAACAACCAGUGCAGCAGCCACCACAGGCCCCGUGGGCACAGCCAUCACAAACCGACUCCAAGCAUCAGCCACUAUGGGUGCAACAACCCCAGCAGAAAUCCCAGGCACAACCUCCUUGGACUCAACAGGUUCAGCCAGAAUCCCAGCCACAACCGCCAUGGGUUCAGCAACCACAGCAUCAGUCACCACAACAAGCAUGGCCACAGGCCCAAGCACCAGGUCAGCCUCAACCACCUUGGGUGUCAGCUCAGCCUCAACAGCAAUCUUCAAUUAGUGCAUGGCCUCCGUCACAAACUCAAGCCCAAGUUCAGCCACCUUGGAUCCAAGCAGCUCAAGGACAACCUCCAGUGCAGCCCCAAGCCAAUUUGAAUCCAUGGGCACCAGUACCUGCGCAGGCGCAAUCCCAACCAUCAUGGGCUGAGCAUCCUUCAGAACAUGGUCAGCAACCUAUUAAUUCUUGGGCCCAUGAGCAAAAUCAAGCCCAGCAUCAACCACCUUGGGCUCAACCAGUCCCACCACAGCCUUCACCACAGCCAAAUUGGCAACAGUCCACUUUAAAGACUCAAGCACAACCACCAAUGAAUACAUGGCCUUCAGCUCAGACUCAGCCUCAGACACCUGUGAAUGCCUGGGCACCACAGUCACAGCAAACGCCUGUGAAUGUUUCCACGUCAAUGGUGAACACUCGUCCCUCACCAAAACCUUGGCAUCCACCACAAAAUGACCCACAAAACCGGACCCCUCCACUUCCACCACAGCGAAUGCACUCUUUUACGAUUGGUCAAAGAGCAUCAUCACCCAUAAACCCAAUGGCCACUGUCUUGAACCCAUCAUCCCCAGGUUCAGCUUUUGAGAUGCCAGCCGUCAGAGGAAAAGGAGCUGAUAUGUUCGCCAAGAGGCAGUCUCGUAUGGAGAAGUUUGUUGUGGACUCUGAGACUGUGCAAGCAAACAAGGCAAGCCGGUCAACAUCACCAGUUGCAUCCUUACCAAAUGAGUGGAAAUAUACACCCAACGUACGUGCUCCACCUUCACGGGCAUAUAAUCCUAUUCAAUCUCCCUCUUAUCCCCCAGCAGCAACAAAGCAGGCCCUUCCAAGUAGCUCUUCAGCCAAAGACAAGAACAAAGCCAAAGAGAAACCAAAGCCUGCCCCCAAACCUCUGAAUGUUAUAGAUGUUAUGAAGCAUCAACCCUAUCAACUCAAUUCCUCACUCUUUACCUUUGGCCCAGCAGCCGAGGAUACCAAGCCCCCUACAUCUAAGCCCGAAUGUUCACCUCCUAACCCACCUGUUGAAAACCAACCAAUUAGAUAUGAGCAAAUGGCCCCCAUCCAGCCAGCUGGACCAUUUAAUGCUCCAUACAACCACCAAGCCUAUGGGAUGCCCAUGCAGCCUAUGAUGCAUGAUGGCCACUACCAGCAAAACCCUGCUAAUGUUUAUCCUCCCUCCAAUCCUUAUCAUCAACCUUCCGGUGGUCCAUACCCGCAAGCAUAUAACCAACAGUAUCAGCAACCCGCCCCACUUGCUUAUCAUCUCCAAACUCCUCAGUCUCCAAACCUUCCCUACCAACAGGCACCACAAGCCCCUUACCAACCAGCUAAUAGCCCUCCCUACCUGGCACCUCCCUCAGUACCUUACCAGCCACAGCCUCCCAGUAGCUAUGCUGCUCCUUGUUUUCCUGUACCUGCAAGACCUGAGUCUGUAUCAGGUGGUAAUACUACAGCUGCUCCUAAACCUAAAUUUACAGCUAAAAAGAGCUCAGCUCAGGUGUGGAAGCCUACAGCAGUUGAUAAAGAGUGAUUCUGAUAGAAUCAUGAGACUUGGUGUCUGCUUAAGUCAAAGGUGGUUGGUGCUCUUGCAGUCCUCUGCCAGGGGGACUAUUUUGAGCACAUACACUUGCUUUUGCAAUGACUAUCUUCAUUGAAAGUAUUAGUGUCAUAGGACAGAGCUUGAUGGUUUUCAAAGUUUUGAGGGCUAAUGUGGAUAGCAUCUCCAACACAUUAAGAACAUAAGAAUAAGAACUGUGUCUUACCAGACAAAAAGGAGCCAAAUGCUUCUUUAUAAAGCAUGUACAUUUUAACAUGUUAAUAGAAAAUGAUGCAUAUGCAUACUAAUUACUAAUCAAUGUCAUUUUAUGUAAAAGAUUCUAAAGUGAUGGCUAUAUAAGAAUGUAGGGGAGCAUGAUGCUCGGUAAGAAUUCAAAGAAAGAAGUGCGGAAAAAUAAGAAAUGGAAUGAAAGAAUGAUAUCAGAUAGUGACAAGAGGAAGGUGAUUUUGGAAAGAAGAAAAAACCUAAUGUGUCUUAUCUUAUUUGAUAAAAAAACAAUCAAAACAAAAAACAACUAAAAUGCAAUAAAGUUCAAUAAAAGAAUCAAUUCAAUGAGUAACGUAAAAAUAAAAAGUAGUGAGGGCGAAGGGUGGGGUCUGUGGGGUGAAAUGAUACCAAACAGAAGGCUCAAUUUGUCAGUUUGUCAGUGAUGUCAUAAGUACAGCGAUUAUGUAAUAACUGUGACGUUGCAAGUGAAGGCCGGAGAAUACAGCAGUACUCCUCACUAAAAGUGACAACUAACACUGGUUGCUUGAGUGUUUGAUUAGUAUACAUUUAUUCCUCAGUGUCUUUGCCAUAACACCUGCUUACGUGAGUUAAUUUUAUUUUAACCUUUUUACCAGCUGUUGCAUCAUGUAAGGUACUAUAUUUAAACUGCCUCAUGAGAGGCAGUGCUGAGGUCCAGAUAUAGUAGGCUUAAAUUUCAACUGAAGCCAGUCAAUGCUACUAUAUCUUAGACCCUCGCAGUAUUUUUUCUGAUAACAGAAAAAAAAAACAUUAUUGCCCUCUCACCUAGCUUCACUCUUCUGUGCAUCUUCUCCAGGUUUUGUUUUAUAUGAAUAGAUGAUCAAUUAUAUACAAAAGAAGAAUUAUUGAAAGGACAACCAGCUUGAUAACGUUCACAAAUAUAUUUUUGGUACAGGGCUGCUUUUGUUCUUCAUGUUCUUUUUCCUUUUCCUUUGUGUGUUUCUCUUCAUAGCGCACUUUCUGUAUGAUUCACUGCAGUGCCAUUAAAAUGUCUUUUAUCCUUAUUUGGCUUUCCUUUCUUUUGUCCUUUGAGCAUGCUUUUUGGGUUUCUUCUAUUUCUAGUCUCUUUUCUUUUGAUCUUGCUUAAUUACACCACUUCUCCGCCUGUACUAUAAAUACAAAGUUAUGACAAAGUUACUCUGUAUUUACUCAGACAAACAUUCCAGCUACAAAUUAAUCAGUUACCAUUAAAUUAGACUAACAUCUAAUAUCCUUUUGCAAAAGCAGUGGUUAACGUGACAAUAAAAUUAAAUGAAAUACACUCUACAAAGAGCUUUUUAACAUCAGCCAGAAACACCUCAUUAUCCAAAUCACCUACUUUUACAGCAAUUGAGGUGAAUGCUUGAGUAGCAAAUUCCUGCAGAAUGACAACCUGAUGAUGCAUGUACAAAGGGUAUUAUUAGAUUGGUGAUUUCACUGAGUACAGGCGAUCCCACUGGAUAAAUCUGGAGGUCAAGUGAGCGGCCCUUGCUGAAAUGUUGUUUCACGCAUUUUGAAAGAGGGUGGAGAUUUGUUAAGUGGAAGUUUUAAUAUCAAACGUUGUCGUAAGUUAGCAGAUUUCUGAGGCUAUAUCUGGAGGAAUGAUUCUUCCAAUGAUUCUAAAGCUGAUGAUACACGGGGGAACUUUUUGAUUGCUGGGCAAUCUUGCUAGUGACAAGUCCGGCUAUGUUUUGAACGGAUAGCGGCAGUGCAGGGCAGAGUGGUGGGGGAAGAGACGGUAGUACAGUAGUAAUCUUUAUUUAUUACCAUUGUCGACAGUGUUGCCCUGCACAAUUGCUCUAAAAGUUGCUCUGUGUAUCAUCAGCUUUACUGAAAUGGUUAGACUUGACACCCAAUCCCUCAUUGGUUGAUUACAAAUGCAUCUUUAUCUCAGACAAGUGGUUGUGAUAUUCACAUAUAAAUCAAUUUAAAUAUGUUAUUUAUGCAAGAAAAGGGAAAUAAAAUGGAUAUAAUGACCAAAGAUUUACUCUAGAUUCAGCGCCUGCACAUACUCACAGUGUUAAAUGUAUGCUGAUAUUACUAACUUUGGUUCCUAAUACUGUAUAUUAUCAAUGCUUAAUUAAACAUUCUACUCUCAAAUAUACUUUCUUAUAGAUCUGGGAUUCCACAGAAACUCACCAUAAAUCUACACAAACAAAGCCAUAACACGUCUGUCUCAAAAAGUUUCUGUAUGCACAUCAUCAUGGACACAAACUCUUAAGACCAGCUCAGCCCCAUUUCUGAGAUAUAUGUUAAAUUCUGGAGACUGCCAGCUAGAUAUAGACAAAUAUAAUAGGCAAAUAUAUAGUAAUUUAGGAAAUCACCUUCAGUAAAAUGGAAAUAUGACCUAAGAUUGUCUACUAAUUACUCACACAUUUUUGUGUCUGCCCUAAUCCAGGAUAAUGCUGCCACAGGCAGAUACCUGAGUCGGCAGAUAAUUUAUUCAUCCUUGACUCAUUCAGCUACAUUUGUCUUUUUUUAUGACGGCACUAUCUUCUAUUCUGUUUCAUUUUUGCCACCUCUUGCCAUGCUCUGAGCUUACACCUCUUUCUCCACAUGAUGGCAGCACUGCCUUUUUUCCGCAUGUCUGCCAUGUCUAACAGAGUUUAUUGUUAGAGACAAUGAUGAGUGCAGAGGUGCUUUGUCACCCCACAUAACCCAUGUUUGUCUAAUGGAGAAUGCAGUCUUGAACAUUGGACAAUUUCACCAUCUCAUAGUCAUACUGUCAAAAUGUUGCUGUCUAGCAAAGCAUAUCCAGUGAAAGCAAUCUGAAUGUGGCUCAUUCAAGGAAGUCCAUGCCCUCUCAUAAACCAGUUGUUCUAAAAAAUAAUGGGCAGUCCAAUCUGCUGGCACAAAUGCUAAAUCACUGGGUUGAGGGGGAUUACUGUGUAAUGGACAAUCAAGUAAACAAUAGGUUUUCUUAGAGCUUUAAAAGUAAAUUUAUUUUGCAUCCUAUUUCAUGGUUUGACAUACCCAUAUGUAUAGAAUCAAGAACAGAGAACAAUGUAAACAUAAAAAGCUAAUUUGAUACAGCACUGAAAAUAAAUGUGUUGACAAAGAGCUACUCUCUUUCCAAUGUUUUCCAAGCUGAUUUGAUUUCAGCCAAACAAAAAUGCCCUUACUAAAAUAAACAUGUCUGGAUCUUUCUUUAUAGGCACUUGGCAGGAGCUACUCCCUUUCCCCACCAGCCAGAGUACCAUCCACAGGCCAGAAGUCAGCUUCGGCUUGUUCUUCCCCCAAGCCUUCGGCUCAGGCCUCCACAACUCCCGCAGCAAGGCAGACAUCCUGGCUGCA
Molecule: messenger RNA, 8435 nt
Organism: Micropterus dolomieu (smallmouth bass)
Lineage: Eukaryota; Metazoa; Chordata; Actinopteri; Centrarchiformes; Centrarchidae
Product: synaptopodin-2
Exons: 4
Coding region: 81-4889 (1602 amino acids)
Biological process (GO): positive regulation of actin filament bundle assembly
Cellular component (GO): nucleus; actin cytoskeleton; Z disc
Molecular function (GO): actin binding
Source: RefSeq, a predicted model, not a curated record